This is a messenger RNA of Polistes dominula (European paper wasp), 1020 nucleotides long. RefSeq names its product proteasome alpha3 subunit (gene Prosalpha3). Gene Ontology annotation, cellular component: proteasome core complex, alpha-subunit complex; proteasome core complex. The record is from RefSeq and is a predicted model, not a curated record. Gene Ontology annotation, biological process: ubiquitin-dependent protein catabolic process. Lineage: Eukaryota; Metazoa; Arthropoda; Insecta; Hymenoptera; Vespidae.
UAAAUUGUAACCGCUUUAAGUGACAAGUAUAACUUGAAACAUCAACUAAAGUAAUUUGUUUGAAUAAACUCUUUGUUUUAUUUUUAAAGUUUAAAUAAAACUUUCUGUAAAAUGGCUCGCAGGUACGAUACACGUACCACGAUUUUCUCACCAGAAGGUCGUUUGUAUCAAGUGGAAUAUGCUAUGGAAGCUAUAAGUCAUGCUGGUACAUGUUUAGGAAUAUUGGCAAAUGAUGGCAUUCUAUUAGCGGCUGAAAGAAGAAAUACAAAUAAACUUUUGGACGAAGUAUUUUAUUCUGAGAAAAUAUAUAAAUUAAAUGACGAUGUAGUUUGUUCUGUAGCAGGCAUUACAGCUGAUGCUAAUGUUCUUACAAAUGAACUGCGUUUAAUAGCGCAGAGGUAUCUUUUACAAUAUGGUGAACCAAUUCCAUGUGAACAAUUGGUAUCUUGGUUAUGCGAUGUUAAACAAGCUUAUACUCAAUACGGUGGAAAAAGACCAUUCGGAGUAUCAAUUUUGUACAUGGGUUGGGAUCGUCAUUAUGGUUAUCAAUUAUAUCAAUCAGAUCCUAGUGGAAAUUAUGGUGGUUGGAAAGCUACUUGUAUUGGAAAUAAUUCAGCAGCAGCUGUAUCAUCUUUAAAACAGGAAUAUAAAGAAGGAGAAACUACUUUAAAGGAUGCUAUGUCAUUGGCUAUUAAAGUACUUUCUAAGACAUUAGAUAUGAACAAACUUUCUGCAGAUAAGGUGGAAAUGGCAACAUUGACACGCGAAAAUGGUAAAACCAAAAUUAAAAUUCUUCCAGCUAGAGAAGUCAAUGCUUUAAUAGAAGAACAUGAUCGAUUAGAAGCAUUAGCUGAACAAGCCAAAAAGGAAAAACAAAAGUUAUAGAGAUAUUAUUUUUACAUGGGAUCAAUCUGGUACACGUUAAGGAAAUAUUAUUCUUUUCUAUCGUUCAGAAUCCCAUAUUGUAUGUUUGUAAAUCUUUUACUUAAUAAAUUUAUAAGUUUCACAUUCUUUUUGCGU